UCUGUAGUGGAAGUACUAUACUAAAUUUAAUACUCAUCAUGGUUACUGCAAGUAAACCUGUUAGUUGUACUCUCGUUGGCGAUGGAAUGGUUGGGAAGACAUCUAUCGCUCUCAGUUUUAUCGGAAAACAGGCGGAAGAAAAUUAUGUGGCUACAGUAUUCGAAAACUAUGCAGGAGGCACCUCAGUUGCCGGCGAGCAAUAUACUGUCAGCAUCUACGAUCCUGCUGGCCAGCAUGACUAUGCCAGUAUGAGAGUCUGCACUUACACAGACUGUGAGGUGAUUCUCAUGUGCUACAACGUAAGCGAUCGAGACUCAUUUGACAGCAUCGCCUCAUUUUGGCUACCGGAAAUAAGGAAAUUUAGGGGCACCAAAUCUACAGUCAUUCUAGUAGCCACACAGACGGAUACCCGGAAUCCGGAUUCCGACUCGUCAGUUAGUACAGAAGAAGGAGAGAAGUUGGCAAGGGAAAUAAACGCUGGGGGAUAUAUGGAAACUACUACCCAAAAUUACGAUAGUGUUAAAACUGUUUUCGAGAAGGUAGUCACGUGUGCUUUAAAAUGCAGAAAGAAGAAAAACACACUCUUCAAAAAGAUCUUUCGUCGUUAAACUAUCGGAUAUGAGGAUAUGAAGAACAUUAAAACAAUAGCAGCUAUCCAGAUGAUUGGGAAAAGACAGAAGAAAAAAUGAACAAAAAUGUCGUUCCAAGACCUGUAGGACUUUCUUCAUGUUUUGAUGAAUAGUUCGUCAAAUGGACUUAACGAGAACGAUACAUGGGUGUUUUAAACUUUUGAAAGAAAAGUCCCAGAUUGUUUUAGAUGACAACGAAAUAAACCUGUGAUGAUCAUUUGUAAUAAUAAGUACGAUUCAUGUCAGUGCAUAUAGUUUAAAUAACUAUAAAAACCCAUUAGCAUAAUUUGCGAAUCGGAAUAUGUGAUAAUAAUUUUGUAUUUUCUUAUCUCUAUUUAUUAAUGACGAUGUCGAAUUUGAAAUCAUAUUGAUGACAUAUUCCGGCCAAAUGAACUUCUGUAUUAUACGUGAGACAGUGCUGACAAUCCAGUAUUUUUUUUAUAUACGUUUACAGUAUUGACAAUGAUGAUAUUUAUCUGAUUGAUUUUGUUACAAGGAGUAUGUGCAAUAUUUGUUAAAAGUUUAUUGUUUACAUGUACAUAGCUGCUGGCCAGCACAACUAGUAAAGUCAAUAAAACAUUGAAU
This is a messenger RNA of Mizuhopecten yessoensis (Yesso scallop), 1214 nucleotides long. RefSeq names its product ras-like GTP-binding protein RhoL. Bases 39 to 608 code for a protein of 189 amino acids. The transcript is spliced from 3 exons. Gene Ontology annotation, biological process: small GTPase-mediated signal transduction. NCBI's taxonomy places the organism in Eukaryota, Metazoa, Mollusca, Bivalvia, Pectinida, Pectinidae. The record is from RefSeq and is a predicted model, not a curated record. Gene Ontology annotation, molecular function: GTPase activity; GTP binding.